AUGAAAUUGAAAGUUAUUCUCGAGCAUUGUAGUGCACGCAAGACCAACAGGUUUAAGCCUUACAAAGAGUGGGUGAGACCUCACCUUGCCCAGUGGGCACCACAGACCGACGGUUUGGGUGUUCCGAAAUUGUAUCCUAGAGCGGAAGAAUGGCACGUAACUACUGCAGAGAAAAAGACGACAAUUUCAAAUAACUACGAGAGAAUCUCAGCGCUUUCCCUGCCUAGUUCAUCCAUUUCUAUUGAGAAACUAAAAACAACCCUCCAGAGCAACGAAAACGCAACGGAGAUUGACACGCCGGCUGAAACACAUAGCUCUGUGGGAGCUUCAAACGGAGACACGACACAAUUGGCACUCUACGGUGACCACAAAUACUCCCUAAAGGAGAACUUCAAUAGAGAUGCCCAAGUCAGCACCGUGACAGGUUUCCAAGUAGAGAAGACAUCUAAAGAGGAGCAUGCAGCAUUGAAUAAUGACGAACCGUCUUGGUGGCUACCCUCAGAUACCCUGGACUUCUUGUUCACCCACUCAGAAGCCGAUGAGUUCGGUCGAAAAUACAGGACAUGGUCAGAACUGGAAACUUCAGAGGGCAAUGACAAUAAUACCCCUGUCAGAGAUUGCUACAUCCCAACAGACCAAGCUUUGUGGUACGCACAGAACGUCCUGGCUACAGGCCGAGACAUGGUGUUUCGACCUCUUGUUAGCGAAUGGCAGGAACAAAUGGAGGAAUGGUCUCACAUGACACGGUUGAUAAACGAAUGUGAAUCACAGAGGCUUGUACCAACAUUGCAGUUUCCCACACACGUGUGUGAAUGGUUGGCCAGAGUCGAUUUCAAACACGAAAGUGUGAGACAGAAGAUCGAUUAUACGAAACCCAAGCCAAAAAGUCUACGGGAGAAGCCGGGCUUCUGCGCACGACACACGCCCUAUGUGAGAAAAACCCGUAACCACAGAGAAGCUCUCGCCAAGGCCGGUCGAAUGGACCUCAACCGAGUGCAGUUUAUUGAUAAUUUCUAGCUUGAUUUGCUUUCCCAAGGAAUUUCAAAAUAUUUCCGCGACAUUAACAAACUUUGGAACAGCCUCUCGGUCUGAUGAAAACUUCAUGUACAUUCAAAAUUGAGCAUUAUUUAUGAAUUUUUUAUUACAAUAUAAUACAAAG
Messenger RNA from Magallana angulata, 1159 nucleotides. RefSeq lists its product as uncharacterized. NCBI's taxonomy places the organism in Eukaryota, Metazoa, Mollusca, Bivalvia, Ostreida, Ostreidae. The record is from RefSeq and is a predicted model, not a curated record. The coding region runs from base 1 to 1017 and encodes 338 amino acids. The transcript is spliced from 8 exons.